This is a messenger RNA of Pseudopipra pipra, 551 nucleotides long. RefSeq names its product cilia- and flagella-associated protein 45-like. The transcript is spliced from 2 exons. Bases 90 to 332 code for a protein of 80 amino acids. The record is from RefSeq and is a predicted model, not a curated record. NCBI's taxonomy places the organism in Eukaryota, Metazoa, Chordata, Aves, Passeriformes, Pipridae.
UGGGAAGCCCCCCUUGGACCCUCCGCUGUCCCCCCCGGCUCGUCAGGACGCCCUGAGGGCCAGGAGGAACCAGGAGCCGGCGGACCGGAAUGGCGGCGGAAGGAGCUGGAGAAGGGCGGAAGAAGGCGGAGACGGAGCAGCAGCUCCGGCGGGACCGGCGGGAGCAGGUGGCCCACCAGGAACACAGACUGGCCGUGCAGCUGGAGCAGGAACGCCAGGAAUUCCAGAGGCUGCUCCGGGUGCAGCAGGAGCAGCAGGAGCGGGAGGAGCGGGAGCGGCGCGGCGGGCGGGGCUGGCACAGGCCCACACCGAGGAGCUAUAGACACCUCUAGAACCCCAUAGACACCUCUAGAACCCCAUAGACACCCCUAGAACCCCGCAGACACCCCUAGAACCCCAUAGACACCCCUCGAACCCCUGGUGUCUCCGUCUCUCCCCGCCCAGGGUGCAGCAGGAGCAGCAGGAGCGGGAGGAGGCGGGAGCGGGCGCGGCGGGCGGGGCUGGCGCGGGCCCACGCCGAGGAGCUAUAGACACUCCUGGCACCCCAUAGA